UUAAUUAAUUGAUAAAAAAGUAAUUGUGCUUUUCCACUUAUUAAAAAGACACUUCCUCUACUAGUGAUCAUUCAUUAACCAAAUUCAAACAAUAAUCAAUCACUCUAACUUACUAUUGACAUUUUUCCACAAUUAUACGACCCUCCAAAUAAAAGAAGGUAAAAAUGGAAAGAGGCUACGGUUUCCAGGAGGGAGGUGGGUAUGGCUCAGACACUAGUCGCUAUAAUUCGGCCGAUACCAACCGCUAUGGUACAGACCCCAAUAGCGGAUAUGGCGGCGGUGGUGGUUAUGGCUCAGAUUAUAGAACAUCGGUUGGUGGCCCCGGUGGUGGCUAUAGUUCAACUGAGACUAACCGCUAUAGUAGUACAAACUCGGGUGGUUACGACAACAACGGUAGUUAUGGCUCAGGCUACAAAGGCUCUGGUAGUGCCUUUGACAACAACGGUAGUUAUGGUAAUAAGGCGGAUGGUAACCGCUAUGGCUCAAGUUACGCUGCGGAGGAGGGUUUUGGUGCCGGUUAUGGUUCGAACCCGGCUAACCUCUAUGGUUCAAGUCGCUCAAGAAACUACCAAGGCCCAGGUGGUGGGACUGGUGAGAUGUGCACGAUUCCUGGAUCCUCCACAGGGGGCGGCAGCUAUGGCUCGACUGAGGCACACCAUUAUGGCUCCACGGGGGAUGGUUACGGUGAGUCUGAGGCGAUGAGGUAUAGCAGAGAGAAAAGAAGGGGCUACAAGAGGAGUGGUUGCUUCCCGUUCCGAUGCUUACGCUUUGGUCGCUGAAGGAGUCGUACGUAGCUGGCGCGGUGGCAUCUGGUGGUUUUGCCUUCCAUCAGCAUCACCAGAAAAAUCUAUUAAGGAUGAGGAGGUGGCAGGAGGACGGCUGUUAGAAUAUAGUGUUAAUUGUGCAACAAUAAUAAAAUAUAUAUUUAUAAUGUAAAUAUAAAUAUACAUUGAGUAUUACUUUUAUUGAUAUUAUUUCACAUUGCUUUAAGUUUUACAAUGACGUUAGUUUAUAUAUCAAUAUAGGUUGGCUCAAGUGACAAGCAAUUGUAGGUUGUAUGUUUCAUGAAAUGUGUAAAUGAGUACACUUAAACAAAUUGAUAUGAAAAGACAGCAAAAUGGUAGGGAAGAUUGU
Chenopodium quinoa (quinoa) is the source of this 1134-nucleotide messenger RNA. RefSeq names its product glycine-rich cell wall structural protein 1.8-like. Lineage: Eukaryota; Viridiplantae; Streptophyta; Magnoliopsida; Caryophyllales; Amaranthaceae. Bases 165 to 779 code for a protein of 204 amino acids. The transcript is spliced from 3 exons. The record is from RefSeq and is a predicted model, not a curated record.